This is a messenger RNA of Hydractinia symbiolongicarpus, 1665 nucleotides long. RefSeq names its product acid-sensing ion channel 1C-like. The transcript is spliced from 2 exons. Bases 1 to 1404 code for a protein of 467 amino acids. Gene Ontology annotation, molecular function: ligand-gated sodium channel activity. The record is from RefSeq and is a predicted model, not a curated record. Gene Ontology annotation, biological process: sodium ion transmembrane transport. NCBI's taxonomy places the organism in Eukaryota, Metazoa, Cnidaria, Hydrozoa, Anthoathecata, Hydractiniidae. Gene Ontology annotation, cellular component: membrane.
AUGAAGACAGAGAACGACAACAUGAAAGGGGAAGAAAAAAACAAAGUUGAAUCACCACACACAAUAAAAGAAAACAAAGAUGAAAUAAACUACCAACAACUGUUUACAAAUUUUGCGUCGAAUACUACAGCACAUGGAUUUGGUCAAAUAACACUGACACAAAAUGUACCAGUAAAAUUAUUUUGGAUUUUAAGUUUGCUCGCUUGUCAUAUAGCGUUAUACUUCCAAAUAACACCGCUAGUGCAACACUAUAACAUUGAUUAUGGAAAUAGCACACCUAAAUCUUAUGAGAAUGUAUUCUUGACAACAUGGGAUGAGUAUUUCACACAAACAGAAUUCAGGAAGAAGUACACAUCAUCUAUUGAUGCACUUGUACUUCUUGAUGAAGACGAGUUGUUUGAACAUGGCACAAGUUUAAACGAAAUGGUUGUGUCUUGUCAGUGGAAUUUUAAAGAGUGCUCAUCAGGGCAUGCUAAAGGUCACUGGAACAGAUUCUGGCAUUGGAAAUAUGGCGCUUGCCAUGUGUUCAACUCUGGUUUCUCACAAAAUGGUACAGCAAAAGAUAUCUUAACUGUCAGCAGCCCGGGUCCUGAUAAUGCAUUGAGUUUAACUCUCUUUAUAAAUCAAUCCCAAUAUAACUCCGAUGUCACUGAUGCCGCUGGCAUUCGGUUUUACAUUGGAGAUCAAGGAAGACUAUACUCCCCUUAUGCUCAAGGACACAGCUUGUCGCCAGGCUUCUCAUAUUUUGUAGGGUUAAGAAAGAGAAACAUAAUACAUGUGGACCCUUUAAAAAAUGAAAGUUGCAAAAAGCACCAUAAGACUAAUCUACGAAAUCCUGUCACACAAAACGUAUUAACAAAAUACAGCAAAGAACUUUGCAAAUACUUGUGUUUAACGGAAAAACAAUUUGAUCAUUGUGGUUGUAUUGAAUACUAUUUGCCUAAAACUGUAUCGAAAAACAAAACAUGCACGUCCGAAAGUGAACGGUUGUGCACAUCUGGACGCAAGAAAAAUCUCACAGCAGCUGACAACAAAUGUAUGAAAAAGUGCACUGCUCCGUGUGACGAGAUUCAAUACAAAACACAAAUUUCCAUGAAAAAAUACCCAAAUAUUAAAUAUAAAGAAAAAGAAUAUGUACAUAGUAAAUCAAGCAAGGAUGAAGAAAUAGAAAAAGAUGAUGACUACUUAAAAGUUACUUUCUACUAUGAAACUAUGGAAACUGAAAUUUGGGAAGAUGAAGAGGUCUAUGGUAUUGUGAAUCUUCUUGCAGACAUUGGUGGACAACUGGGAUUAUUUUCAGGUUAUUCAGUUUUGACCAUCAUUGAAUUUCUCUUCUUUUUGUUUUAUGUUGCGGCACAUACAGUUUAUUUUAUCAUACCAGGAAGACGAGCUCGCCAGAAUUAAAAGCAACUGCAGAAUUCUCAUGUGUGCUACAGCGUGCUCAGAAAGUUCAAAGGACAAAAUUAUAAUCUUAAGAAAUCCGAAAUGCGCAUCAAUAAUAAAGUUUGUUUUCUUUUUACGUUGUUUUCAUGUGAUGCUAACAAGGAAAGGCCAGGUUUUAUAUAGGUUAGUAUACUUGUGAGUGGUGCAGCUAGCUAAGCCUUCAGUUUAUGCUAUAGAGCUAGUUUAUUCAUUUCCAUUCCUUUAGAAUUGUGUAUAGCUAAA